AUGUCAAGGUGGUGGAACUCCAAUUCGGAAUUCGCGGUAGAAGUAGAAAAAGCCACUUCAGAAACGCUUCCGACUGGAGCAGAAGAAAUUGCGUUGAAUUUGGAUAUUUCUGAUAAAAUCAGAAGCAAAUCAAUUGAUGCCAAAUCGGCUAUGCGAAUUCUUAAAUCGCGAAUUGAUCAUUCCAACCCAAACGUUCAGCUGCUGGCACUAAAGCUUUGUGAUACGUGUUUGAAAAAUGGUGGCUCUUCUUUUGUAAAUGAAAUUGCUUCUAGAGAAUUCAUGGAUAAUUUGGUGUCUAUCCUUCGUUCCCCUUCCGGAGUCGAUGAAGAAGUUGAACGGGCCAUUCUUUACUAUAUACAGUCUUGGGCACUUGCGGUCCCUGAGAAAAAUUAUAGUAUGCGAUACAUUGUGGAUGUAUAUGAGCGUUUACAGGAAGAUAAAUAUGUGUUUCCCGAACCACCGCAAGUCAUUUCCAGUAGUUUUCUUGAUACGUCCACUCCACCCGAAUGGACCGAUAGUCAAAAUAGGCCUAAUCGACAGGCUAAGUCUUCAAAAGAAGUAGGCGCAAAUGUCGGCCGCGAAGGUGUGUUUCAUAAGCCAAAGAAGCCUCAUCCCAAGACCCAAUCAUUCUCACCAAAUAAAGAAGAUGAAGACUUGAAAAGAGCUAUUCAGCUUUCUUUAAAGGAAUCAGAAGCAAAUCUAGGAAAGUCUUACCCCUCUGAAACCAGACCCCCGAAAACAGAUUCCUAUGCGCAUGGUCCUCCAGAAGAUGAGGAUGAAGAAUUAAAACAAGCAAUAGAAAUAAGUCUUCAGGAAGCUAAAAGCAACAGUAUUUCAAAUAAACAAGAAGAAACCGUUGUUCCUUCACAACAAACCAGUCAACCAUACAGUUAUCCAACUAUACCUUCCCACACGGUUUCUACUGCUCUACACAACUCCCCGUUUGCUUCCACAAACAAACCUCCCGAAUUUUCUGCAAUGAUAUCUAAUGCCGAUGCUGAUAAUAUUACUCUUUAUGCUUCACUGGUAGAAAAAUUGAAAAAGUCUCCUCCUGGUUCCAUUUUUACUGAAUAUCAAUUACAAGAGUUGCAUGAGAAUAUGGGUUUUAUGAGAGCAAAGAUGAUGAGGUCUUUGGGAGAAACUAUUAGCAAAUACAACAAGCUAUUACAAGCGUUUCAGAAGCUUCAAACUUGCAUGCGUUUGAAUGACGCUCUUCUCGACCAAAGACUUUCAUCUGCUUACCGCCAUCAUCCUUCUGAUCCAUCCUUUAAACUUCCCCAAAGCGUACAAAUUUCUGCUGGAAAUGAGGUUCCUUUCGAUGCUGAACAGUCGAUACCUCGUCCUCUUCCUCAAAACCUUUCGGUACAGAAAACAGCUACUAAUGAAGAAGCACCAAAGGAUAUAUCAAAUGAAACAACAGCGUCUGUUCGGUCAAGUGAACCGAUCUCUAGCUACUAUAAUAUAGAUGCUGAUGUUCCGGCAGAGUCUAUGGAGAACAUGAAAAUACACGAACUAAAGCAUGAGGAAACCAAAGAAACUUUCGCAGAUGAAAACAUUGAUGAUGCUAUUAACUAUUAUAAUAUUGAACCAGUUGAUUCUUUUAAGGAUGACAUUUCUUCCCACCAUCAAAAGCUAGAUAAUGGCAAAAUUUCUGACGGGAAGAACCACAAUGAUAAUGGAUUAGAAGUUCAAGAAGCCAGCUUGAUUGAACUGUAG
Messenger RNA from Schizosaccharomyces octosporus yFS286, 1716 nucleotides. RefSeq names its product sorting receptor for ubiquitinated membrane protein. Gene Ontology annotation, molecular function: phosphatidylinositol-3-phosphate binding; ubiquitin binding. Gene Ontology annotation, biological process: protein transport to vacuole involved in ubiquitin-dependent protein catabolic process via the multivesicular body sorting pathway; protein targeting to vacuole. The record is from RefSeq and is a predicted model, not a curated record. NCBI's taxonomy places the organism in Eukaryota, Fungi, Ascomycota, Schizosaccharomycetes, Schizosaccharomycetales, Schizosaccharomycetaceae. Gene Ontology annotation, cellular component: ESCRT-0 complex. Bases 1 to 1716 code for a protein of 571 amino acids. The transcript is spliced from 2 exons.